Saccostrea echinata is the source of this 1218-nucleotide messenger RNA. Its product is annotated as beta-1,3-glucan-binding protein-like. The coding region runs from base 1 to 1143 and encodes 380 amino acids. Gene Ontology annotation, molecular function: hydrolase activity, hydrolyzing O-glycosyl compounds. The record is from RefSeq and is a predicted model, not a curated record. Gene Ontology annotation, biological process: carbohydrate metabolic process. Lineage: Eukaryota; Metazoa; Mollusca; Bivalvia; Ostreida; Ostreidae. The transcript has 11 exons.
AUGUUGAAUUUUAUCUAUGACGACAUUUGGGAGUACGUGGAUCAUGACGCUAAUGCUCAGAUAGGCGAUUUGGUAGAAUAUAAAACAUUUGUUGAGUACGGAGAGCAAUGGAUAGAAUCCAAAUGGAAUAAAGUUGUCCUUGUUCCAAGGGGACUUAUCAUGCCCAGGAAAAGUAAGCGGUCGUACACAGUUUUCAGAGACGAUUUCAACUCAUUUAACAGGGGUUCCUACACUGUAGAAGUCAGCUCCUGGGGAGGAGGGAACGGAGAAUUUCAGGUGUACACACCCGAGAAUGUUUAUGCAGCAAAUGGAUACCUUUAUCUUAAACCGACUUUAACUGUAGAUCAUCAUGCUUUUGAUGAGGGUAAACUUUACCAUGGGCGAAUGGACGUAAAUAGUCUCUGGCACACAUGUACAAACAGUGUUAACUGGGGCUGUGACAGAACAUCAUUUGGGCAGGAAAUUCUCCCGCCAAUUAUGUCAGGAAAAGUGACGUCACACGCUUCUAUCAGAUAUGGACGUGUCAACGUUCGAGCUCGUAUUUCCAAAGGAGACUGGACCUGGCCAGCAAUAUGGAUGUUGUCACGUGACAGACAUUACGGUACCUGGCCUCGAUCUGGCGAAAUCGACAUGAUGGAAUCAAGAGGAAAUCUAAGAGUGAUGGAGGGUGGAUCCAACCAUGGUGUUGGUUACGUUGCGUCCACAUUACACUGGGGACCUGACAGCGGACAUAAUGCCUAUUAUCUCACUCACAAAGGAAAGCACGGAGACUGGUUCGGAUGGCAUACUUACUCACUGGAUUGGAAUGAACGUCAUAUAGUAACAUAUGUUGACAAUCAAGAAAUCCUGCGUGUAGACACUCCAGCACAAGGAUUCUGGAACUGGGCACAUUUCUCAGGACACAACAUCUGGGGAAAUUCACAUAAUGCACCUUUUGAUCAACCUUUCCAUCUUCUCCUCAAUGUGGCAGUAGGAGGUGGGUACUUCCCGGACAUCGCCCAGUAUAACACACCCAAACCUUGGCAUGGAGAUUCCUCUCACCCUAUGAGGGACUUCUGGGAACACAGGGGUAGCUGGUUACCCACGUGGCACGGUGAUGACGUGGCUAUGUUGAUUGAUUAUGUAGAAAUGAUUCAGUACUAAGUAGGAAAUAUGAUUAUUCUUAUUUUUAGAUACAUGAAUUUUGCAUGCAGUGUCAGAUUAAACGCUUUAUUUGAA